UGUGAAGCCUGCCGUCUAUGGAGGAAAUUUCUGUCAAUCAAAACGUAGCCUAGCAAGGUUGUUUCGCGAUGUGAACUAAAAGUGGACCUUUUCGGAUCCUUACAAAAGCCGAAACUACGGAUGACCUCUUGACCUUGUUGGCAGGAAACUAGUCAGACCAUGGCCGCUGGUGCUGCAGUCGGGGAGGGUCAGAUCCAACGGAUUAUCAGAGAUCUGCGUGAUGCUGUUUCAGAACUGACAAAAGAGUAUAAGGAGAACGGCGAGCCCAUUACAGAUGACAGCACCAACCUGCACAAAUUCUCCUACAAACUGGAGUACCUGCUUCAGUUCGACCAGAAGGAGAAAACAACUUUUCUGGGAUACAGAAAAGACUACUGGGAUUAUUUCAGCGACUGCCUGGCCAAAAUCAGAGGAGCAAACGAUGGAAUCCGCUUUGUUAAAUCAAUUCCAGAGCUGAAGACGUCUCUGGGUAAAGGCAGAGCAUUUAUCCGUUACUCACUUGUGCAUCAACGGCUGGCUGACACACUCCAGCAGUGCCUCAUGAACCACAGGGUCACCAGGUAACACUUCACUGUCACCU
Carassius auratus (goldfish) is the source of this 580-nucleotide messenger RNA. Its product is annotated as FYVE and coiled-coil domain-containing protein 1. The transcript has 5 exons. Gene Ontology annotation, biological process: plus-end-directed vesicle transport along microtubule; positive regulation of autophagosome maturation. The record is from RefSeq and is a predicted model, not a curated record. Gene Ontology annotation, cellular component: autophagosome; late endosome; lysosome. NCBI's taxonomy places the organism in Eukaryota, Metazoa, Chordata, Actinopteri, Cypriniformes, Cyprinidae. Bases 160 to 564 code for a protein of 134 amino acids.